Saccharomyces cerevisiae S288C is the source of this 480-nucleotide messenger RNA. RefSeq names its product Ans1p (gene ANS1). Lineage: Eukaryota; Fungi; Ascomycota; Saccharomycetes; Saccharomycetales; Saccharomycetaceae. The coding region runs from base 1 to 480 and encodes 159 amino acids. Gene Ontology annotation, molecular function: structural constituent of cell wall. The record is from RefSeq and is marked reviewed. The transcript has a single exon. Gene Ontology annotation, cellular component: plasma membrane.
AUGAAGUGCACUUUAGUUUCCACAUUGUUUGCCAUCACCAAUAUUCUAGUUGCACAUGCACAAGUAAGCAACUCCUCAGACACGUUGGACGUACAAUUUGCGAAUAGUACGAACUCGUACAUAGAAGGAAAAUUUAAUUCGACUGAUGAAGCCUUCAACAGCAGCGCAUCUUGGUCCUUAGCAGCUCAGCAGAAAAAGAUAUCUAAUGCAGCUGUAUAUGAUGUGGGUGGUUGGAAUGGCUCAUUGUAUCGUUCCAAUAGAAGCGCUGUUGCAGAUCAUCAACCCGGCAAAAAGCAAGAUGCCGCUAUUUCACAGAUCAGUGAUGGUCAAAUCCAAGCCACUGCGUCUGGACCUGAGACUACCGCUGCUACUACCCCAAGUAGUACCGCAAAUGUCUCUGUCUAUGAAGGUGCUGGUAUGAAGGUUGAAUCCAAGAACAUGGGUUAUAUAGUUGGAGUAGCAGCGCUAUUAUUUUUAUAA